CCAGGGACACAGAGAAUUUAACACUGACUAACCAUAUUUAAGAUUUAUUUUAUGUAUUUUAUGUUUUCAUUCAUAUUUCAUUAGCAGGAUGUCAAUGUGUCUAAAACGUAUGAUCUUGGCGGUUCUCAUGUGCAUGUGGGCCGUCUCAGAUGCACAAAUAAACUUAAAUUCCUCAGACCGGGAUCCAGGAUAUACUAUACCUGAAGGUGCGCAAGCAGGAGUCGGCUUUGGCUAUCGCGAACCAAUCCCUUACAUCGUCGUUCCGUGGGCCGAAUUGCCACCUCUGGCGGGCCGGUUUUGGCCCGUGGGCCACACGUUUGACAUCACUGCUGUAGAUGAUGAUUGGCAAGGUCCACCAGAACUUCAGAAAACUAAAGAUGAUUUAUACUAUGACUCUGUACCUUCUGACAUAAGCUAUCCUGAUCCAUCAGGAUAUAAUGACUCUGUACCUUCUGACAUAAGCUAUCCUGAUCCAUCAGGAUACAAUGACUCUGUACCUUCUGACAUAAGCUAUCCUGAUCCAUCAGGAUACAAUGACUCUGUACCUUCUGACAUAAGCUAUCCUGAUCCAUCAGGAUAUAAUGACUCUGUACCUUCUGACCAACGAUGUAACCAAGAACAAGAUGUUGAUAAAAUUCCUUAUCCGAGGACAAGCAAAGGUGUCGCCAGCAGGAAGGAAAUCUCAGAUCUGGCAGAGCUGUUUCUAACAGGCCAUUUGUCCACCGUCCUCAUCCCGUCCCUCUACACUCUGGUCUGCCUCAUCAGUGUGCCGUUCAACAUCUGUGCGCUGCUGGUUUUCAUUCUGAGGAUCAAACCAAAGCACCCUGCAGUGAUCUACAUGCUGAACCUGGCCUGUGCUGACCUGCUCUUUGCCAUGGUGCUGCCCUUCAAGAUUUCCUACCACUUUAACGGCAACAACUGGAUCUUCGGCCCCGCCAUGUGCCGUCUGGUCACCGCAGCCUUUUACUGGAACAUGUACUGCUCUGUUCUGCUCAUAGCUUGCAUCAGUGUGGAUCGGCUCAUCGCUGUAGUCUACCCUAUGGGCUCCCUGACUUGGAGAAGUCCAGGAAAGGCAAUCAUAACCUGUGCAGCCAUGUGGGUACUGUCCUUUGUUGGGUCAAUGCAUCUUCUCUUCACUGAACAGACUGUUCACCUAAAACAGCUGAACAUCACCACAUGUCAUGACGUCCAGCCCUCACAGCCUUUCUCCUGCUACAAGAUGUACUUCGUCGCCCUCUGCCUCCUGCUCUUCUUCCUGCCUCUGAUCAUCACGGCGGUCUCCUAUACUCGGGUGAUCUUGACCCUGAGCAAGUCCCAACCAGGGGUUCCAGACCAUGCAUUAAAAAAAAGAAGAGCAGUGGUGUUGGUCUCAAUAGUGCUGGUGAUGUUUGUGCUUUGUUUCACACCCACAAACCUCGUCUUCAUCGUGCACCAGCUGAAGUUCAAUGAGGAAGACGUGGUGAACCAUGCGGAUAGACUCUACAUAGUUUAUCAGGUGUUUCUGUGUUUGGGAAGUCUGAACUGCCUCCUGGAUCCUCUGGUCUACUACUUUGGAUCAUCCCAGUUUCAGAAAGAGCUGUCCAGGGUGCUAGGGCGUCAGAAGACCGCACAGGGCAGCAGCAGCGGUCAGCCAUCCACUGAUCCAAGCACUUCUACCAGCCAAACACUUCUGAAAACAAACCGCAAAGAAGGCUCCAAAACUAACUCAAAGGUUUAAUAAUGGUUUGAUUAUCCUAAUAUCAUGGAAACAGAAUCAUUUUGUUUUGGAGUCCAAAAGGAGUUCACAGGUAAUCUACCAAGUGUAUGUAAAGAUUGAGUCUCUGUUUAAAACCAUCGUAUAUGUUCAAUGACAGACAUGCCUUUGGAGUGAAUAAUGAAGGAACACAAUGAACUGCAGGAAGUUGACUUUAGUUAAGGAUGUGCUUUUUAGAACCACUCUGCUGAGCCACUGACACAAUAAAGUGUUUUUCACUUGCACAUUAUUUGUUAAACGCUACAAAUAAAUAUAUCAAACAUGUCAUUUAAUGAAAAAAAAAGCUUGAUAUCUUUGUAAUUGUUCAUAUAUAUUUUUAUCACACAAGUGUUUGUAUUUUUCUGGUAGUAUGUCUACUGAAAAAGUCAUAUUUAAGCACUAAGUUUUCACUUCUCAAAAAUGUGUCAAUCGUGUACUUUCCCCUUAAAUAACCACUCUUCAUUUGACCACUCGUGGGUUUGAAUAAAUGUUGUCACAUCAUCAUGGUAGUAACAUCACAUCCUUGUAAGUCUUUCUACUUCUUUCUAAUACAUGAA
Notolabrus celidotus (New Zealand spotty) is the source of this 2289-nucleotide messenger RNA. Its product is annotated as proteinase-activated receptor 1-like. The transcript has 4 exons. Gene Ontology annotation, biological process: positive regulation of blood coagulation; positive regulation of Rho protein signal transduction; phospholipase C-activating G protein-coupled receptor signaling pathway. Bases 89 to 1717 code for a protein of 542 amino acids. The record is from RefSeq and is a predicted model, not a curated record. Lineage: Eukaryota; Metazoa; Chordata; Actinopteri; Labriformes; Labridae. Gene Ontology annotation, cellular component: membrane. Gene Ontology annotation, molecular function: thrombin-activated receptor activity.